AGCGUAAAGAAUAUUUUAGAUGAAGUACAAAACGUACGUGGUAAAUUAAGUACUAUUGAAACAACAUUUGAUUGUUCGGAUAAGACUGUAUUCAAUCUUGGAGAAACAGUUCAAGAGCUGGAGAGUGUUGUAAACAUUGUAUCAAAAAACAAAAAUACAAUUUUUUCUCAUCGUAAUCUUUUAUAAUUUAUUUAAUUUAAUUUAGUUAUAUUUAGUAGCUUAAAAAUAAUCACAUUUAUAAUGUCAUUUAAACGUGUAUGUGAUGGAUCUGGCAGUGAUUUACUCAAAAGUCUUGAGUCUCAAAGAAUCAGAGAACUACUUGGCAUUCAAAUACCAGAUGGUGAAGCUAAAUUAUUGUCCAAUGGGAAAUUGACUUGUAUGAUUUGUAUUCAAAGACCAAUUUUUGAUACUAUUAAUGUGCUCUCAAUUCACAGAAAAGGAAAAAAACAUUUAAGUGAACUUAGUAAAUAUUUAGAAAGAAAGGAAGAAUUGGAAUUAAUUAAAAUUAAACAACAACAAAAAAACUGUGUUCAAUCAUUUGGUUCAUCAAAAUGUCAUGCUAGUUCAACAGAACGUAAAACAAAAUUGGAACUACCAGAAAAUGAUUCAGAUACUAAAGAAUCUUCCAUUGUUUCACGUUAUGUAUCUUCAAUGAAAAAAAAACCAUCUUUACAAAAUGUUAUAAACCGUGCAAAAAAGCAUCCAUAUCAGCGUUUGGUUUCUACUUCAGAUAGCCCAGUGUCAAAAAAUGUGCUGAUGAAUAUCUCUCAAUCUACACAGACUUCAACUAAAAAGGAAAUUGAAAUUGGUUGGAUUAAAAAUUCUGAUGGAUCAUGGUCUAAGGAUCCACAAGCUGAAUUUGAUUCUGAUGAUGACUGAUUUUUGUGCAAAUUAUAUCUAAGACAAUUUUAUACCGAAACAAAUUACAUCAAUUGCUGAGAAAUCAUCUAAUAUGAAAUUACCACUCAUAACAAUGGGUUGAAUUCUUGAUGUAAAACCAAGUAGAGAAUUUUCUAAGCCUGUGAUUCUUUGUAAAAUUAUUAAUACAUUUUUAGUGAUGA
This is a messenger RNA of Rhopalosiphum maidis (corn leaf aphid), 1061 nucleotides long. RefSeq names its product sodium channel modifier 1-like. Gene Ontology annotation, biological process: RNA splicing. Gene Ontology annotation, cellular component: nucleus. The record is from RefSeq and is a predicted model, not a curated record. Lineage: Eukaryota; Metazoa; Arthropoda; Insecta; Hemiptera; Aphididae. The transcript has 8 exons. The coding region runs from base 241 to 879 and encodes 212 amino acids.